CUCGCCCGGCCGCCCGCCUGUCCCGCUCCCUCCCUCCCGGGGAGCCGGAGGAGAGGGGACCAUGCCGGAGCCCGGGCCGGACGCCCCCGGCACGGCUAGCGCGCAGCCCCCGCCGCCGCCGCCCCCGCCUCCUGCGCCCAAGGAGUCCCCGUUCUCCAUCAAGAACCUGCUCAACGGAGACCACCACCGGCCGCCCCCUAAGCCGCAGCCGCCCCCACGGACGCUCUUCGCGCCGGCCUCGGCCGCCGCCGCCGCCGCCGCCGCCGCUGCUGCCGCUGCGGCCAAGGGGGCCCUGGAGGGCGCCGCGGGCUUCGCGCUCUCGCAGGUGGGCGACCUGGCUUUCCCCCGCUUUGAGAUCCCGGCGCAGAGGUUUGCCCUGCCCGCGCACUACCUGGAGCGCUCCCCGGCCUGGUGGUACCCUUACACCCUGACCCCCGCCGGCGGCCACCUCCCGCGACCCGAAGCCUCGGAGAAGGCGCUCCUGCGAGACUCCUCCCCCGCCUCGGGCACCGACCGCGACUCCCCCGAGCCACUGCUCAAGGCCGACCCAGAUCACAAGGAGCUGGACUCCAAGAGCCCGGACGAGAUCAUUCUGGAGGAGAGCGACUCCGAGGAAGGCAAGAAGGAGGGCGAGGCGGCGCCGGGCGCGGCCGGGGCGAACGUAGGGGCGGCAGCGGCGAAGCCGGGCGCCGAGGACUGGAAGAAGGGCGCCGACAGCCCCGAGAAGAAGCCCGCGUGCCGCAAGAAGAAGACGCGCACGGUUUUCUCUCGAAGCCAGGUCUUCCAGCUCGAGUCCACCUUCGACAUGAAGCGCUACCUGAGCAGCUCGGAGCGCGCCGGCCUGGCCGCGUCGCUGCACCUCACCGAGACGCAGGUCAAGAUCUGGUUUCAGAACCGCCGCAACAAGUGGAAGCGGCAGCUGGCGGCGGAGCUGGAGGCGGCCAACCUGAGCCACGCCGCGGCGCAGCGCAUCGUGCGGGUGCCCAUCCUCUACCACGAGAACUCGGCGGCCGAGGGCGCAGCGGCCGCAGCCGCGGGGGCCCCGGUGCCCGUCAGCCAGCCGCUGCUCACUUUCCCUCACCCCGUCUACUACUCGCACCCGGUGGUCUCGUCCGUGCCGCUGCUACGGCCCGUCUGAGGCCCGAGAGGGGAGGGGAAGGGAGCGCCCGGCCCCCUUCCCAAACCCCGGAGGAGACUGGUCCGGGCCGAGGGCGCCGAGACGUCCAGCGGCCUUCGGGAACCGGGGCUUCGGCGCGCAGGGUCCCGGCCUCCCCUCCCCCAGUUGGUAGCGUUUUGUAAGUAUUUGCAAUGCAUUUUCGUGCAAUUCACCCCUAAUGGAUUCGAGGCGCUUCCCGUCUUACUUUUGGUUUUGGUUUAUAUUAAGAGAGAGCAGAAAAAAGACAAAAUUCCCGGGUCAAAUAUUUAGGCUGAAAGCUUUUGUAAAAUGUGCAACUCUCCCCCCAAAUUUGCAUUGCGCUGUGGCUUUUUGGGUUUUAUUUUUGUAAAACGAAAAUAAGCGCAAAAGCCUGAACCCCUCUGAUUUAUUCAUUUUCUAUAGAACUAUUUUCAGAAGUUCAGAGAGAGAGAGAGAGAGAAGUCACACUGUAGUACUUUUAUUUCUGGGUGUGGUUCUUCCUCUCUACCCCCAGUCAGUUAGUUAUCCUCCCCAGUUUUCAGAGUCUGAUCAGCCUAUCAUAAGAAUCCCCACCCAGACCGCUUUUCUCUCCGGCAGAGGUCUGUCGAAAUUGACCUCUUCAUCUGCCUCUUUGUGAGGGAAGAAUUCUCUAAUUAAGUGUUUAAAGGGAAAAGACAAGACAGCCAAAAAUCUGUGAUUAUUGAAACAGCUCCACAUCUCGCCAGGUGUGAGAGGUCUUAUUUAUUAGUAGCCUUUAUUUUGGGAUUUCCAUUGGUUGGUAAAUUAUUAUUACUAUUACUGUUAUUUUGUUCCCUGUUUUGAGAGAGUGAUUUCAAUAUUAAAAAAACAACCUGUAUCUUUUAUCCUCUCCUCCUACCUUUUUGUUCUGUAGUGACUGUUGUACUUUUGACCUGUGCAAUAUUGUACAAAAUUGAGAGCCCUGCUUCUCCGUCCACUGAGAGAAGCAGACGUUUUCACUGUGUAAUCCCGGUCAUUCCUUUAGAAGGAGGAAAUUAAGAAGGGGGGAAGGAAGGAAGGAAACAAGGAUAGAUAGCAAUGUUUAGAGGAGUAAGAUAGACAUACUGGAGCGCUUUAAGUGAAGGACAAUCAAUUUAGGAGAAUUUUAACUUAUUUGAUAAAUGUACAGAUUUCUUGUAAAGUUCACCUUCAACUCCGCAGGGCUCCUUGCUCUGCCGCCCAAUCUUCUGUUCUCUUUCUGUCGGCUACACCUGUUGUUCUGUGAUAGUUUGUCGUCCCCACCCCCAGUCUCCCUCACCUCUGCCCGGGUUCAGUCCCUUUUUAAGAAAAAGAGAAAAAAAACCCCACAAAAUAUUGUUAUACAAUGUUGUCGUGAAAUUGAAUUAAUUAAAAAGAAAAGA
Molecule: messenger RNA, 2514 nt
Organism: Diceros bicornis minor
Lineage: Eukaryota; Metazoa; Chordata; Mammalia; Perissodactyla; Rhinocerotidae
Gene: HMX3
Product: H6 family homeobox 3
Exons: 2
Coding region: 62-1138 (358 amino acids)
Biological process (GO): regulation of transcription by RNA polymerase II
Cellular component (GO): nucleus
Molecular function (GO): DNA-binding transcription factor activity, RNA polymerase II-specific; RNA polymerase II transcription regulatory region sequence-specific DNA binding
Source: RefSeq, a predicted model, not a curated record